Messenger RNA from Anopheles coustani, 555 nucleotides. RefSeq lists its product as uncharacterized. The transcript has a single exon. Lineage: Eukaryota; Metazoa; Arthropoda; Insecta; Diptera; Culicidae. The record is from RefSeq and is a predicted model, not a curated record. Bases 1 to 555 code for a protein of 184 amino acids.
AUGCCCAAAGCCAUCCCAAAGAGCAACAAUGGUCGCCGGACCGAUGGCCGAAAGCGGCAAUUGGACACGGAAGAAGUGUCAUCGUCGCCAUCGCGCCCAGUUCGUCCCCGCAUCGUCGUCCAACACCGUCCUCCGGAAGUCGGCAGCCAGCGCAGGGCAUCACCAUCGCAACGUUCCUCGGUCGUAUCCUCUACGACGUCCCCACGGGAACCAUCGCCCGGCGCUGGAGCUACCUCGAACUUCCUGCUCGAGGCGUUAAGGCGCAUCCGCGAGCUGCAGGACGAGCUGGACUUCCUGCAGAAUGACCCGUACGCCGAGGACACGGACGACGAGGAGGACGACAACGACGACUACGGGCAGGAAGCGGAGCAAGGCACGAUCGGCGGUCAGCAGGCGGAAGCGAUCGGGUGGGCCGUGUGUGCCCAGGAAACCAUGCACUUUUUGCAGCGUGAAGGUAUCCCGGCCGACAGUCCGCUGGUGGUGAAUCUUCGUCGGCGGCUCAUCGGUAACCAUGGCGAUGGGUCCGGUCUGCCCGACGAGGGAUUAUCCUGCUGA